Molecule: messenger RNA, 4962 nt
Organism: Limulus polyphemus (Atlantic horseshoe crab)
Lineage: Eukaryota; Metazoa; Arthropoda; Merostomata; Xiphosura; Limulidae
Product: secretory carrier-associated membrane protein 1-like
Exons: 10
Coding region: 200-1033 (277 amino acids)
Biological process (GO): protein transport
Cellular component (GO): trans-Golgi network membrane; recycling endosome membrane
Source: RefSeq, a predicted model, not a curated record
UAUAUAAAGUUUACAGAAGGACCCGGCUGUUACCCAAGUAACAAGUCAAACUGACAAGAAUAGGUCAGGUUUGGAUGAUUACAAUCCUUUUGCUGGUCAGUCAAACAGAACCAAUUCACAGCCUUCUCAGUUGGGAGGAAAUCCUCCUCAGUACCAACCUCAGUCAACGAAUUCAGAAUCUCCCAACCAGUCGGCAGUGAUGCAACCAGUGACGGAACCUCCACCUGCUUAUUCUCCCACUACUACUCAAUCCAUCAACACCCAAGAACUUCAGAGGAGGCAGGAGGAAUUAGAAAGGAAGGCAGCUGAGCUUCAAGCCAAAGAGGAGGCACUACGCAGUGCACCUUAUAAUGCUCGAGCAAAUAACUGGCCACCACUUCCACAGAAGUUUUGUGUAGGACCUUGUUUUUAUCAGGAUAUUUCGGUCGAUAUUCCUCUAGAGUUUCAGAAGCUCGUCAAAAGUGUUUACUACGUAUGGAUAUUUUAUUCUUGUCUUCUGUUCCUGAAUAUGCUGGGGGCUCUUGCCCUGUUAGUGGUCUAUGGUGAAGGAACAACCUUUGGAUUUUCCCUUCUGGCUUUUAUUCUGUUCACUCCGUUGUCAUUUUUAUGUUGGUUCCGCCCACUCUACAAGGCCUUCAGGAGUGAUAGCUCUUUCAACUUCAUGGUUUUCUUUUUUGUGUUUUUCUUUCAACUGUUGCUUGCUGGAUUGUACUCUGUUGGGAUCCCGGACACUGGAGCAUGUGGUUUUGUGAAUGGCAUUGGUGCACUGAGAACACCCCCUAUUACACUAAGCAGCUAUGCUGUUGGUGGAAUUGUCUUGAUCAUUGGAUUCUUGUGGGGACUCGCUGCUCUAAUGAUAGGAUUUAUGCUGCUGAAGGUGCAUCGUAUUUAUCGUAACACUGGUGCAAGCUUUGCUAAAGCUCAACAAGAGUUUGCCCAAGGAGUUCUCCAUAAUGAACAUGUUCAGUCAGCAGCUGCUGGAGCUGCCCAAACUGCAAUUAACCAGUCUUAUGGUGGUGGGGUCCGAUACUAGGUGAUAGUUCUCUGUAUGACAAACCAGGAACAUUUGAAAAUAACUGGCCAUGAAACGUAGGUGAUGUAGAUGUAAGUGAAAAUAAUAGAUGUUUGAAGGCUUGUUUUAAUUGAGACUACAAUGAAAAUGAUGAUGAAUCUCAAAAACAGGACAGUUUUCUAGACAUGCUGGGGAUUGAAAAAUACAAUAUUGAAGUUUAAAUCACUUUACUGAAAAAUAAUUCAAAUUAUUUUGUUUUAAAUGGAUAUACCAUUUUUAUUAUUAAUUUAAGAGUGUGAAAGAAAUUGUUUCAAUACAGCAAGUGUUCAGCUCCAGGGUGAGUUAUAUAAACCGAAAGGUUAAAUAAAACACUAAAAAUCACUUCCUACAGCGUUUAGUUAUUACAAAGUUAAGCAUUUAAGAUAGGCGCAAUUAUACGAUUAGUUUAACAGUUUAAUGUGUAUUGAAUAACGGUAAGUAAUUUUAGUUACUUUUAUUAGUAGGCUGGUAUUUAAAAGUUACCUUAAAUUAAUACAACGUGUUCUCAAUAAUUUUUUUUUUAAAUGAGUCAUUUGUUUAUGACUAAAUAAUUUCAAGAUGGCGGAAGAUUUUGUAAGUUUUAGCUACAGCUUCUUGUGUUUUACUCAUUUUAAUAAUAAACUCUUUUUUUUGCACAUUUUAUCAAACUAUUUUAUCUAUUAUAAUAUAGUAUCAAGGAGUCUAAUAAUAACUGUUUAUAUCUAAAACAAUGUUUUUUUGUUGGUGAACCAAAAAGAUCCAAAUUCUCUUUAGAUACAUACCUUUGCUGUAGAACUCUUCUUAGCUAGUUACUGUGUUUGAAGUACUUUUGACGUAAUGUUAGUUUCUUUAAUCUUACUAUGUAAUAGUGUGUAUUAUUUGGAAAGAAUGGAUAAGAGCUAUUUAAGGUACCAUUUCUCUUAACACAAUUCUUUAUCUAUGUAAUGCAUUUACAAUUAUAUACAUUAUUUGUCAUUACCACAUGUGAUUUUGUGUGCUUAUAUCUUAAGGUGAGAUAGAUCUGAAUCUAUUGAAAGGAUUUCUUUAUUCUGUGUAAAGUAGCAGCUUAAAGUACUAAUGGUACUGUGAUGUGUGUUCAUUCCUGAUUAUGAGCAUAUUUUUUAUUUAUUUGUUCUUGUGUAAUUUUUUAAGAACUGUACUUAGAAAAAGAAAAUGUGAGCUGUAGUGUAUAUUAAAGUUUACUAAACCAAAAUCAGAUAUGUGACUGUUAUUUAAAGGUUGUGUUACUACAGUUAAACUGCAGUGUAUAUUAAAGUUUACUAAACCAAAAUCAGAUACGUGACUGUUAUUUAAAGGUUGUGUUACUACAGUUAAACCUAAAUACUACUAAAGUUUUUAGCCCUCUGGUUGUCAUUAUGGUAUUCAGUUGUUUUUACACAUUACUUGAGUAUAUUAUUUGUUGAAACCAACCAAAUUAUCCUAAUUGUUUUGUGCAAAAACAUGUAGUGAAAUGAAAAACUUAAACAAUGAAUUGCUGAAUAUGUGUGUGUGGGGGGUUGGGGUGUUUUUCAUUUCUUGAUAAACUAUAAACUGGUGUAAAGUGCUAUUCAUUUUUUACUGUAAGUACUUUAUUUAAGGUAAUUCAUUAGAAAAUUUUUUUACUAAAAUUACAAAAGCUUUGGCUGUAAAAAAUACAAAGCAAUUGAAUUAAAAAUAUCACUAUUCAAAUACCAACUUGUAUGUUAUUUUACAAUAAAUAUGGGGGGGGGGGUGUUUUUCAUUUCUUGAUAAACUAUAAACUGGUGUAAAGUGCUAUUCAUUUUUUACUGUAAGUACUUUAUUGAAGGUAAUUAGUACAGUUAAUCAGAAUUAUACUUAAAGGAUAUUUUCAGUUAACUUAAGUUUAUUGGGUAAGACGCCCUUGAGGACCCCCCUAACCCACCCCGAAGAGUACUAGUUCUUUUCAACCAGAGCUUAUUGUAGAUAAGAAUAUACAGUUUUGUAAGUUAUUCAGUUCUAAUGACAUUUAUGAGAAAGGUAUAAAACUUGAAAUUGUCAAAAAUAAUCAUAAUUUAUAUAUUUUAAAUGUAAAGAUAGUGUUCAAAAUUUAAAAAAAACAACUAUAAAAGCUUCUGAAAUUUAUACAUAUGAACUAUCUCUAUAAUCUUUUAAGGGUUAAGGGAAUAUUUUUGCAUAUUUUUUUUUUCUUUAUUACAAGAAAACAGUAAAACAUUUAAAAUUUCUGCCAAGUAUAAAUGAGAUUCUUUUGUGUGCACUGUGUUCUUUGGCAUUGUGAUGUUUAUUCCUGACUCCGAGUCUUGCAGAAUUACAUCUUAAUGGUGGGGGUCUUGGUUAGCUGAUGAAAUACACAGAUAUAACAUAGAGAGAUUUUUCAGUAUUGGUUUCUGCUUUAGCUCGAGGUUUGUCAGCAUCUCGAUUUGUGUACUACAGAUCUUGUCAUGUUGCAUAUAAAUGCUUCCUUGUUGAUGAAAAUUGAGUAGAGGCUUCCCAUUAGCUGUGCCCAGUAAUGUUUUUUGGUCUUAUUACAUAAUUUUACUUGUUCCAUAGCACAUAAUAUAGAGCCAUACUUACCAUGUCUGUAAUGUGUAAGUGUCAUCACCAGAUUCAUUUUAUAACAUUGAGACUUUUUUUGAAGUUAUUCACAGUUAUUAGGAAUAUGAUAUGUUUUACUAUGAGUUAUUGAUAUAUGUUACUUUGGGAAGUAAUAACCAUGUGGAUGUAGAUUUGUAAUCCUUUGUCAGAUCCUUAACCCUUUCAUUGCUCAGGUUGAUGUGGGUGGAAAAAAAACUACACCCCAUGUGCAAAAAAAAAAAAGUCAAAACACCAAAAAGUCAUAUAAUGACCUCUCUGUAUGUAGGCUUGGUGGUGUGAGGAAGGAGGUCAGUUAGUUUUAAGGCAUCCCUCACUGACCACAAAAUAAGAUGAGAGGGCAAAGAGGACUUGUUUUUUUUUACAGAUGUGGUGUUGCUCUCCUCUUAUCUCACGCACUAGCACAGUGUUGUUAACACAACACUGUUGUGAAUAACACAACUGUACUGUAGAAAUAUUAUACUUAUCACACUAAUAUACAUCACUAAAACUGCUGUAUAAAUGCUUAAUGUUUACGCUAUAUACAUUUUUUUCUGCCAUGUUUAGGUGUUGGGGUGACAUCUAUAGAUCACUGGUAUAACCAAAUAUUGGGAAAAACCUAAAACAUCCUAUGAUGUGCAGAGCAGUGAAAGGAUUAAGGAUAACAUCAGCAUCCUUUUAACAUUUGCUUUUUCUAGUUUGAUGCUUAUUAACUACAAAGCUUAAAAUAUAUUCAAAUUUUAAAAUCUGGUUGUGAAUGUUUUUUUUUUGUAUGGGUUAUGAAUCUUUAGAAGGUGAAAUAACUGCAAUGGGUUACCCAAAUUGAAAUUACUAGGUUUUUUUUACAUUUCUGGAAAGGGUUAAAUCGGAAAUACUAGUUUGUUUGGUAAAAGUUAGGGUGGAAAUGUUUUUUUUUUAUUUGUUUCAAAUACUUAAAGAAAAAUGAUGGAUGCUGUAAUCUAGUGUUUAGUCAUAAUACUUUGUGGAAUAGUGAACAAAUCUGGAAAUCUUUUAAUAAAUAUACAGUUGAACACAAUAUGGUUUUGUACUUGUAAAUACUAUUCUUGUGAUACAGCAUUUAACAAUGCGUGACUAAAUUCAAACUAAUUCCAGUUGGUUGUAAAAUUCAAACCGAACUUGUUUUACUAAUCACUUGUUGUUUUUAUGGAGUCAACAACAAAUAAUAAAAGGCAACUGUUUGUAAUUCAUCAUACUGAUUAUUAAAACAUGCUUUCAGAAAUGAUAAGUUUGUCUAGCUGAAAACAGUUGCCUGUUAGUUUUAUGUCUUAUUUCGAUAAGAAGAGUUGAUGUGUCUGUAAUCUUUGCCAUUUAUGGAAAUAACUAUAAGCUAUCGGUGUAAUAAACACUAUCUACCUUAUUGC